AUGCUGGAGAUCUCUGGCUCUGAAAGGAAUGCGAAGGCGGACAGGCUCGCGGAAUCGCUUCGUGGAGCCCUGUCUGGGGUGGCGAAUAUCGUCAGGCCCGUCAAAUCUGCGGAGGUGCGGAUUUCGGGCCUGGACGAAACGGCCACUAAGGAGGGAGUGGCAGCGGUGGUCGCCAAAGCAACGGGAAUUGACGUCGGGCUCGUAAAGGCCGGAGCAUUACGCUCCGGCUUCUAUGGCACGAGCUCCAUCGUGGUCUCCUGCCCGAUUUCGGCAGCGAAAACGCUGACCGAAAAGGGCAGGCUACUGAUCGGAUGGAGUUCAGCACGCGUGACGGCUCUGGAGGCACUGCCCAUGCGCUGCUUCAAGUACAUGGGACUGGGCCACACGCGCCCUCAGUGUCCAGCGUCGGUGGACAGGGGUGACCUGUGCUUCCGAUGCGGACGUGCAGGCCACAAGGCAGCUGCGUGUGAAGAGGUCACCCCGCGCUGCGCUAUUUGCGUGGAGUCCGACAAGCCCUCUGACCACAGGAUGGGCGGUCGUAGGUGCAAGCCUGCGAAGAUAAAGUGUAGAUCCGCAGGGGCCCGGGCCACCCCAGCGGCUGCGAGCCAGAUCGGCAAGGAGGGGGUCGUCCCUUCGGUGGCGGACGGUGAGGAGGUUGUGAUGUCUGAAUGUAUGGACCAGAUCAGACAUCACAACUUCCUCCAGGCGAACCUGAACCACUGCGCCCGGGCCCAAGAUCUGCUCAUGCAGGCCUUGGCGCAGUGGCGCAUAGACGUGGCAGUGGCGGCGGAACCGUACUUCGUUCCUAGCUCACACCCUUGUUGGGCUGCGGACCUGAACGGCACCGUUGCCAUUGUGAGUCGAUCCAAUGACGGCAGCCUCCCCUUCUCAGUCGAAGAGAGGGGACCCGGGUACGUGGUGGCCAAGUGGGGAGAGUAUGCUGUGGUGGGCGCAUACUUCUCCCCCAACAAAACCGUAGCGGAGCUGGAGGCCUUCUUAGACCUCCUAGUCGCUGCGGUUGGAAGACAGGCACCACGUCAGGUCGUCCUCCUCGGCGACCUGAACGCCAAGGCCCGGGACUGGGGCAACCCCUUCACUGACUCUCGCGGGGAAGUAGUCAGGGAGUGGGCAGUCACUGCGGGCUUGACCCUGUUAAUCACGGGGUCGGCCCACACGUGCGUGCGACACAACGGGGGGUCCGUGAUGGAUUUAUCGUUCGCUUCCCCGUCCAUCGCCGCACGUGUGCAAACUUGGAGAGUGCUGUCGGAGGUGGAGACUCUCUCGGAUCACAAGUACGUGAGGUUCGAGGUUUCCACCUCCCACAGCCGAGGUGCGCCUCGGCACGCGGCGUUGCAAUUUCCGCGCUGGGCCGUUACCCGCCUCGACGUGGAGUUGGCGAAGGAAGCGGCGAUCGUCCAAUUGUGGUCCGCUACUCCUAUGCACCCGGAGGUAGACAUUGCGGCGGAUCACUUCCGCGAUGCGGUGACGGCCGUGUGCGACGCGGCCAUGCCGAGGUGCCGGCACCGUCCCGAACGCCGCGGGGUCUAUUGGUGGAGCUCGGAGAUCGCGGAACUCUGA
This is a messenger RNA of Melitaea cinxia (Glanville fritillary), 1578 nucleotides long. RefSeq lists its product as uncharacterized. The transcript has a single exon. The record is from RefSeq and is a predicted model, not a curated record. Lineage: Eukaryota; Metazoa; Arthropoda; Insecta; Lepidoptera; Nymphalidae. Gene Ontology annotation, molecular function: zinc ion binding; nucleic acid binding; catalytic activity. Bases 1 to 1578 code for a protein of 525 amino acids.